Molecule: messenger RNA, 3214 nt
Organism: Cylas formicarius (sweet potato weevil)
Lineage: Eukaryota; Metazoa; Arthropoda; Insecta; Coleoptera; Brentidae
Product: monocarboxylate transporter 12
Exons: 5
Coding region: 221-2134 (637 amino acids)
Biological process (GO): monocarboxylic acid transport; transmembrane transport
Molecular function (GO): monocarboxylic acid transmembrane transporter activity
Source: RefSeq, a predicted model, not a curated record
UUUGAAACAGAUAUAAGCUUCAGUCACUAAAUACAAAGCGCGGGAAUUUGAGUAUCGGCGUUUGCACCGUAGAUUAUCGUGACUUAUUAAUAGAGUUAGUUUUAUUUCUGUGCGUCUGAAGUUUUAAUGCCGCUUUUACAUAAAGUUCGUGUGUCGAGGUGAGAACUAAAGUGAUUACUUAGGUCUGUUUUUGAUUUUGAAACAGACGUGGUUGUUACAGAUGGCUCCGUCUCACAUAGAUCUGCCAACAGACACACACAUCGUCACUGAAUCCCACGAUGUCGCAAAACAGGAAAAUUCCAGAAAAUUGGUAGAAAUCGAUGGUGAUGAAAACGAAACAUUCCUGGGAAACUAUGAAAAAGUUCAAGAAAAGGAAUCGAGUAACGACGAACUGGAGGUGGUUGUUCCACCUGAUGGGGGCUGGGGUUGGGUGAUAGUGUUGGGUUCGUUUAUGUGUAAUUUGAUUGUGGACGGUAUAAUUUUUUCUUUCGGGACAUUUUUAUCGAGCAUCGCCGAUGACAUGAAUAUAUCGAAAGCUCAUGUGACUCUAGUAGGUUCUUUGAUGUCGGGCUUUUACUUAAUAGCAGGACCCUUCGCCAGCGCCCUCGCAAACUCAUACGGGUUCAGAUUGGUCGCCAUUUUGGGAUCAUUAGUAUCAGCGUCAGCGUUUGGGCUCUCUUAUUUUGCGACCAGCGUGGAAUUCCUCUGUAUUACUUACGGAGUCCUAGGAGGUAUUGGAUUUGGGUUGAUCUACGUGCCUUCGGUAAUAAUUGUGGGCUUCUACUUUGAACGUUGGAGAGCGUUGGCGACCGGCAUAGCGGUUUGCGGUUCUGGAAUCGGAACAUUUAUGUUUGCGCCUUUAAGUGAAGCUUUAAUCGUUUCUUUUGGUUGGAGGUGCGCCUUACUGAUACAAGGGACGAUAGUCUUAACUUGCCUUCUUUACGGGGCGCUCUUCAGACCACUACAAGGUAAAAAAGUGAAAGACCUCAAAGCCGACGAGGAAGGCAAAGAGUUGAUAAUGGACCCCCGGAAAUUACCAGCGUCUGCGAAAUUGAAAAUGGAAGAAGCUUUAAAAUUUCACGGGGCUUUGUCGGUAAAUUCGAUUCACGACGACCACAAUUCGAACGCGUCGAAAGUAGCCGACGUGUACCACACUAUCCAUGUCCCGCAGCAAAACAUGCGCGGUCACACUAAGGAGAAGAGACUGAGCGUUCCUUUUAUUUUGGCCAACGAUGCAGAAGAUAAAUUGGCGUUAGGAUCGCAUCGACUAGUUUCUAAUAUUGUUCCUAGAAGAUACACCUUUUCGCAUCACGACCACAGUAGACCGUUAGAUAGGAAAGAUAUCUUCUUCGGUGCCAGUCUCGCACGUUUACCACAGUACACUUCAACGUCAUCUGUCCAAUUCAAUAUUUCCAUGACCAAAAAACCUACAAAAGUAGAGGUGUAUGAAGAAGAAGUGAAAGUCCAUUGCUGUCGACUGUGGCCUGCGGCAACCGGAAGGGUUCUGAUGACGAUGCUGGAUUUUAGUCUGUUCAAGUCGCCGACUUUCAUAAUUUUGGCGGUUGGUGGAUUUUUCACGAUGAUGGGAUUCUACGUGCCGUUUAUGUAUUUAGUAGAUCGAGCGAGGGAUAAUAGCAUGGAUCAGCAAACGGCCGUUUUUUUAGUAUCGUCCAUAGGAAUUGCUAACACUAUAGGAAGGGUACUAUGUGGGUUGUUGAGCUCCUUUCCGGGGGUUAACGCUCUUCUAGUUACAAAUAUUGCUCUUACUCUGGGAGGCGUUGCAACUAUAUUUAGUGGAGUUUCUUUAACGCCAGGAUACCAGUUCUUCUAUACAGCCAUAUUUGGUCUAUCUAUAUCGUGCUUCGCUUCGUUGAGAUCCAUCAUCGUCGUCGACCUAUUGGGUCUUGAAAAAUUAACCAACGCCUUCGGAUUGCUUUUGCUUUUCCAAGGAAUAGCAGCCAUAAUAGGGGCGCCACUGGCUGGUUCUUUCAUGUACGCAACCGGCAGUUACGACGCGUCAUUUUAUUUAUCGGGAAGUAUGAUUUUGUUAUCGGCCAUUAUGUGUUACCCUCUGGGUUGGGUAAAUCGUUGGGAAACCAGAAGAAAUCGAAUCACCUUUGCGGAAAGUGCUUAGGAUCGAAUUAUUUUGCGAAUAUAUACGAAGAAAACAAAGAUUUUGGUUAGUUUUUUGGAUUGGAUUCUUUCAAGAAACGUUUCUCUUCGUCGAUAAUAGGCGGAAAUAAGCAUCAGUCGCUUCUGGAAUUUAGCUCGAAUUGUGGGAAUACGAAAUUAGAAUUCCAAAAAUACGUGCGCACGUUUAUUUUUAAGGUAUUUCUUAAAGUUUAAUGUGACAACUUUCUGGAUCUGAACAAAUGAUGCAAAUAUUUGAAAACUAGCUUAUGGUUCCUAAAUAUGAUUAUAUUAUUUAUACUAUCGUGUAAUGAUUCAAAUUCUACAAAGUAUAGUUAGACUUUGACUCUGUUUUGUCUGUGGAGAAAAGGGCUCGGUAUCGGAAACAUCGCAACAUAGAUAAUUUAGGAUCAUCUGCAUCAACACUCCAAUGGAAAAUGAAUAACGACCAAAUUGUGUUUCUCGUCAUCUGCUUCUAAGAAUUGAUGUGAUUUGAUUAAAACUAUUUUUAACAUACUAUGUGCCUCAGGAUAAGUGAAUCCAUUGGUAUAAAAAACUUUGAACGUUGAAUACUUGCACGUUAGGAAGAACAAUAAACAUACUUUCAUGAUGUUCCCAUACAAUUGUUAUCAGUAAUUCAGUAAAGAUGAAAAAUGUGGAACCAGCAACAAUAUGCAUUGAAUUUUUAUGAGUGAUGAAAUAUGAAAUAAAAAAUUAAUUUACUACCUUUUAAUUUUUUGUUAGAAUAUUGUUAAUAUUAUGUCUUCCACACUUUCAACUUUUUGUUUGUAAGUACAAAUUUUGGACCACUAUUCCGUUUGUUGUUCGAUCCUAAUUUCAACUCUGUAUGAAGCUUAAGAUCAUAUUAAAUUUGAAAAACUGCCAGUCUAAUUCCGUACUUUUCGAAUAUAUAUACUUAAAAUUAAGAUUGAAACUGGAGAUUUUAUAGGCAACAGGAACAAUGUAAAUAGGUAAGCGCUUUGUUUUGAUCGAUUAGUUACAUAAAUGAGACUGAAUAUGUUAAGUAGUUUUUAAUUUAUUUUGUAAAAUAAAUCAACGUUUUACGAAUCCGUCUUCUUCUCCU